Danaus plexippus (monarch butterfly) is the source of this 4013-nucleotide messenger RNA. RefSeq names its product ichor-like (gene ich). Gene Ontology annotation, molecular function: RNA polymerase II transcription regulatory region sequence-specific DNA binding; DNA-binding transcription factor activity, RNA polymerase II-specific. The record is from RefSeq and is a predicted model, not a curated record. Gene Ontology annotation, biological process: embryonic hindgut morphogenesis; embryo development; regulation of transcription by RNA polymerase II. NCBI's taxonomy places the organism in Eukaryota, Metazoa, Arthropoda, Insecta, Lepidoptera, Nymphalidae. The transcript is spliced from 3 exons. Gene Ontology annotation, cellular component: nucleus. Bases 800 to 2182 code for a protein of 460 amino acids.
UGUUAUUGGCAUUAAUAAAGUGAAGUGUGUGUGACAGUGGAACGGGACAGUUCUUUUUAUUUUUAUUUAUAUCUUCGUUUUGUAUUUUCUCUUCCUCUCCCUGUAAAUAGAGAAAAUUUAUUGUAUCUCUUUUAUUUUUGCCAAUCGCAUAUCUCUUUCAUUCUCCUCUCCGACUCUUCUUCUAACCGCAUGCUCCUCCGAGAUGUCUCCCGGGAACUGUAUUAUAAUAGUAAUAACAGUUUUCUCGUAAGCCGCCGCCUGUUUUUCGGCUGAUUACCGAAGGUCGCUUGACAGGUUUUUUUACAGUUUUAACGGCGACGCACGUUCCGUUGUGACACCAAAUAUAUUUCAUUAUUUAUAUUUUUUGUAAUAUUUAUUAAAUUCGUCAAAAGUAAUAUUUCUCAAAAUUUUUAUAACUCUUCUUGCAUAUAAUUUUUUUCGGUAUCUUUAUUUUAAAUUUACAAUAUGUAUAUUUUUUAUAAUAAUUUUAAUCGUCUUUAUUACAAUAUGAGUAUUACACGUAGACACUCCAUUUAACCCGAGAUACAACAUUUAUAUCCUGUCAUAAUAACUCUGAUACUUCCCUGGAAAGUCUUUUCCAACCCAUAUCGUAUAGUAUCCUUCGCCGGACUGAGACAGUGACACUAACUUAGCGGACACAGUGUAUAAUGUUGUUUUGGAUGUGACACACAUUCGACUGCCGGCCAUAUUGUAUCAUUAUUUCAGACAACGCGGCAGGGUGGCGGCUUCCAAGUAUGGCGGUGGGGUGUCUCUCUCGGGUGUGGCGGUGAGGCGCGGCAUGAAGUGCGCCGGUGUGGCCGGCGGCGGCGACGAGCUGCUGCUGGGCGGCUGCUGGCUGGACCCCAAGGACGCCUCCCCUCCGCCCUGCCACGAGCUCCUCGACUCUCUCCUCGCCCCUCCACCACUGGCCGAACUCAAACCUCUCCCGCCCUUCACCGGAUAUACCGGCCACCUCUCCAUCAACGGCAUCUCCGGUCAUCAUUUCCAUGCUAUAGCACAACGUCUUCCAGAAGAAAACAACAACUAUCCCACGCAGAGCGGUUACGGUGCCGAUCAGGAUGUGGUCUCCUCGUCUACGUGUGCCGCUGAAUCCGAGCCUCCGGAUCUCGAGGAUGUCAAACCUUUCCCUCUGGACGCCCCGGAUACCAAACCGUUUGCAGAGUCGUCGGCGCCCGGUGUAGCGGACUCCUGUGCUCAAUCUUGUUCCCCGCCUGCGAAAAUAUUUGAUGAUGGACAUAAACAAGACAUGUACGACAUCAGUUCAAUAGAGGACUUAGCAGCCAUCAUUGGCUCCGCGAUCGCUGAUACGACUGUUCAGUCUCAGCCGGAGGAUCCUGACAGAAAUGAUUCUAGAGAUAGCUGGAUGGACAUAGAUGCAUGGAUAGCGGGCGCUUGUAGUCAACAUGGGGACAAAAUAGUUCAACAAGACCUAUCGGAAUUCGGUUUCGGUUCUCCGCCACCAUCACAAUCGAGUCACCAGUCCAGUAUAGACUUUCCAUGCAAGCCCAGCCAAGAGUUCUCGAAGAGAGAAGAAUUUCUUCAAAAGAAUUUAGGACAGGCUGGAUCUACUCUCCAGUCGCUAUUAUCUCAUGGCUACAUGCCUUUAUUGCAAAACAGAUUGCAAAAUGGUCCCCCUGUUAAACAAGAGGCUCCAAGUUCGACGAGUUGUGGCAUGGACGUAAUAUCAACGUCGUCGCCACCAGGGAACGCCGUUUCAACCACAGACGGUGUUGGAGGAUUGCUCAAUGGCAGAUAUGCACCCCAUUAUGCUCUCGGGCUAAAACUGGAUGGACUCUGUAGUCCAGAAAGAUUACUCGGCUAUUCACACGCCCACACGACUACGGUUACUCCAUCCAGUAAAAGUAAACGUAGUCGAGCAAAAGCAAAACAAGUAAACAACGGAGGAAGUCUGCAUGGAAGUUCGUUAGCCUUCGCAUCGGCAACAUCUGCGGAACUGAGCGGCUUGCUAGGGAAAGAGAAACCGGUGCAUCGCUGUGGGAUCUGUAAUAGAGGGUUUUUGAACAAGUCCAACAUAAAGGUUCAUCUCCGGACUCACACCGGGGAGAAGCCCUUCAGAUGCGACGUAUGCGCAAAGGCUUUCCGUCAGAAGGCGCAUCUGAUAAAACAUCAGCAGAUCCACAAGAGGAUUGGGCGGGACUAGGACACCGCCGGCUCAAAAUAAAGCAUUUCUAUAGCUGUAGUUGUGUGCGUGAGUGUUGUGUGGACGAACUCACCUGUGUGGCUGCCUCUCUGGAAUGGAGAUACACACGAGUGUAGGCUCUUGUUGUACAUGACUCUUCGUAAGCAGCGUUGUCUUCUAACGUAGUUAAGAACAAUGUUUACAUAUUUUUUUUAUCCCUGUAGAAUAACACUCCUCCUAAGGACAAGUGCAAUGUUAACUAGUUUUAAGUCUUCAGAUUUAUUACGUAAGGCAUAUUGUUUAUAUUCUAUUGUACUAAUUGGGACCCGAUUCAUUCCAUUCACUAAGUUCAGUGGGAGAAUCCCUUAGCUUACAUUAACCUAGUGUAUGUACAUAUGUAUGUAUGUAGCUCGUCUCGAUGACAAACUGAAGUCGAUAUUCAGCGGACGAAGCACAACGUGACGUGCGAAUAUCAGAACUAUGUCUCGUCUCGCGACUUUCAUCCUUAUUUAUUUUAUAUUAUAUCUCGUGUAUGUGAAUGCUUACUCCGAUUACCUAUUUAUAGUCAACGUAAUGAAGAUAUUAUUUAGCUUUACAAUGUAUAUUAUUAAGUAUUGUAUUAUUUAAAGAAAGACAAAGCGAAGGAGGCUAACAUACGCGUUUUAUUAUUGUAUUUAAAUUGAUUCGUUCUCAUCUCAUCACAAACAUUCUUACUCGUAACGUACAGUAAGAUGGAACGUCACAAAUAUCAUUCGUUACUAACAUGACAAUAAUAAAAUCCAUGUAACAAAUUAUACGAAUUUAAACGCGCUCAUUGUUGUUAAGACGUUCGUUAACGAAUCGUUUAUUCAAAUCAAAAUGACUUAUUAUUCAUAUUAAUUGUGAAGUACUGAAAGUUCUAUGGAACCCUAAUAUGUAAGUAAGAAUCCUUCAGUGCGCACGCGAUCGGAACUCAUCGCAUCCGGGAAGCGGACGAAGAAAAACCUGGCCCGAUGCUCUAAUAACGACGAUCCGGUGUUACACAACAAACAUUUAGGGCACACGUUAUUUAAUUCCAAAUGAUUGAUAACAAAAACAUAAUAUAUAUACGAAUAUAACAUCGAGUAAAGGAUUAACAGCGUCACGUGCCUUCGGUUAAGACUUCUCACGGAAUAUUCCGUUUAAAAAAAUAAUAUACAGUUUUUAAAAAGCGUCGGCAACUUUCAUCUCAUUUUUAAUAAUUUUCGUUCUAAAACAAUCCGUACAAAGUAUCCAUGACAACGGUGUGAGUCGAGUAUAGUGCGAAGUGGAUGGAAUCCUUCAUACAUUCCCGUUAAUUCCCGUUCUACUAAUUCUAUGGUAAUGAAAUCGUCCAAAGUCUGCAAAUGACGGUCCUAGAGAACACGACCGCUCCGGUGGGAUGGACGCGCGUUUGUGAAACGCCGAAUAAAUAAUAAAUAGAUUUGGAUAUUAUAAUAUACUAAACGUUUAACCAGACCCUCCCGAGCCUUAUCCGCAUGUUCUAUGUUUCGUGUUUCAUACGCAGCGUUUCCUACGACAUUUGUGGACCUUAAUAAAGUACCUUUUUAGUUUUAGGACACCUAGCUUGUAAGUAUUUAUUGGUAAAUGUAAUUGUAUUGUAAAUCCCUCUGUCCAUUACAUCAGAUCGAUACACUAUCCAAUGAAUUCAACAAACGGCGGGUGAAAUUCGUUGUGUUACUUCAAAAUGUGCUCAUUGAAUUUAUUGAUAGUGUAAUGACCUUUACUUUUAGUGAUAGUGACGUAUUUACGUAAGAAAUGUUAUAUUUUCGAGAGGUUUUUCAUUUUAAGUAAAUUGUAAAUUAAUGUAAAAUAAACGGAGAUUUUUUUUUGU